Toxorhynchites rutilus septentrionalis is the source of this 4439-nucleotide messenger RNA. RefSeq lists its product as uncharacterized. The transcript has 9 exons. Gene Ontology annotation, cellular component: neuron projection membrane. Lineage: Eukaryota; Metazoa; Arthropoda; Insecta; Diptera; Culicidae. Gene Ontology annotation, biological process: synapse organization. Bases 2037 to 3611 code for a protein of 524 amino acids. The record is from RefSeq and is a predicted model, not a curated record.
CGGGACUAAUUGGACGUGUGUUUGGUUGGGUUAUGACGCGCGGCACUAGAUUAUCCUUCCCCAUUCGUAUUCGGCGGAAGGAUUGAUUCCCAUCGAAUUGGUGGUUUAUUGUUGUGAGCGAUUCGAGGACGAUUUUCGCUGAUGGUGUGGCAUCAACACGAACGGAGAUUGGAAUGUUGCAGUAAAUAAAUAAACAAAGAAAAGAGAUUACUUCCUUCCUAUGUUUGUGCGAGUUAGAUAGCAGUCAAACAGUCGAACGCUGAGAGAGAGGCAGGAGGAUCUUGACCUAAAGGAAAAAUUAAUUAUUCAAACAUAUCGAGGAGGGACGAACGGUUAUUGCUACGGCUCUCGCUCAAUUAUCGAUGCUCAAUGACGCGAAUGGAUACUGCCGAGUUUGGUUGCUUUGCUGCUGAUGUUGUUGUUCGGUCGGUUCCGGUAGGCAGGUGGUGAAGGAAAUGCUUGUUGCGGAUAAAAUCAAGCACUGUUAGGGGUGGUAAAAAGGUGGUAAAAUAUAUCGCAGAAAGUGGGGAAGUGGAUCAAAGAAUUGAGUUUUGGCGAGGUUCUAUAAUAAGAAAUAUUGUAUGAGCGAGUCGUGAAGGGCUCGAAAUGGCACAGGAGAAGUAGUGUUUCGCUGGUGAUUUUUUUUCUGCCACUCCACCCACACGAACGGAACGACGGGUCGGGACGCGAGUGUUAUUUUCGGGGAACAGCAGCAGAAGAAGAAUACGUAGAAGCAGAAAGGUAAAAUCGGAAAAUCGAUGGUGGGUUAUUGUGCGCGAGUGUAGUGUUACAUUUUGCCAAAAUGUACGGAACUUGGUUGAUGCUCCGGUGGCUACGCAUUCCCAAAACCCAAGAGUGCCGAAUGUGAAUGGAUUCGUUUUGCUUCUUUUGUUUCGCUUUUUCCUUAUUUUCCCCUUCGACCCAUCGGCUUCAGUUAUCGCCGUUGAUUUGGAUCCUACCGAGAACCGUUUCACCACCCAAGAACUGCCAUUAACAAGGCGUCUCCAUCGAUUGAACUUCCACAGAAUACGCAAUCACAAGGUCUCUUCUGUGUCUAGCCGUUUCUCGCUGGCAUAAGUGAACGAAAAUUAAGCACCCGGUAAAGAAAUCAUUCAUCGCUUUGAUUGUGCCCGGCAGUCAGCCGGUUUUGGAAGAAAUACGCGAUUGUGGGGCUGGUACAAGUGUCAGAGUGUCAAGACCCAACACGGGGAGGAAAUCAAGCAGCAAUUGUUGAAAACCCGGAGAAUCUAGGCAAAACCCUCGAGUGCCGAUUAUGCGGAAAAACGGUGAAAUCGCAUUAUACAUUCGAUUGGAAAGUGAUUGAAAACGGUGUCAAAGUAUUCCAAAGUAAGGUGUCUGCUAUUUAACAAGGCAAAAGAAAAGUGAUCCUUUGUCAGCAGUCAAUCAACGUCAGCGAGGGGCGAAGAAGUAAAUAAAAAGGCCCAGCAAAGGAGCGGAUUAAAUUACCCUUUAGCGUUUUUCUGUUGUUUGUUAUCGUUGUUGCCGUCGUUCUUGUUGUUGUUGUUUUUGUUAUUGUGUACAUUUUCCGCUUUCCGUUCCAAACGUUGAAAAGUGAAAACGGCAAAGGGAGAGGCAGACCGAACUACGGCGCGUGAGGUACUUCAAUACGAAAGGGAUUUGCCAAUUCAUCAUCGGAGCGAACGGAGGGUUCGUUUGUGCCAACGGCCCUUCCUCUAUGCGCACUUUGAAGUAGGCACUUGCUCCCGAAUGCUGAUGAUGAUUCAGACGGAAAGCGUUCCGUGCUGGUUGGUGUUUCGAAAGGAUUUGAAAAAGAUAUAAAUAACUACUAACAUCGAGCCAACGACGACACAUUAAAUUCCUCGAACUUCAUCGUCAUCCCACUCGACACGUGUCUCCUAUCGUGCGUAAGAAGAAAAUUUUGUCCAUUUGCCCCACCCUCAAGUAAUAGCGUAAAUAGAGAGAGUAGCUACCAACAGAAUACCGCAGAUCCAAACGGACCACCCAGUUGCGUGACUUGAUGAGGAAUAAGCGACGCCUCCGCCGUAGCCGAUCUGAUGUUACCCGCCAUGAUGUAUCAACACUGCCUGGCGAUUCUCAUGAUAACGCAUUGUCUCUCAACUCACCAAUCUCCCCCGUCACCGUCAUCGUCCUCCGCGCUGCUCAAAUUGAUGGCAUUCGCCGAUGACAGGACCAUCCUGAAUCAUCGUACCGUUCCGCCCGGUCCGUUGGAUCCGGAUUCGAUUGCUUUGGCCGAUGACUCGAGCGUCGCUACGCAAUCAGAAGACGGGAGGGGGAGCGACCAGCAGCGACAACCGCCAGGACACAAGUCGGAUAGUGCCAGCAACCGAAAUGCUCUUCAUGACGACCUUGCGGCGAUGGAAAAAAAUCGCCCACCGAAACAGCAGCGCACAACGGCAGGAUCACCCACAUCAGCACCACCAUCACCGGCGGACGAUGGUGAAAAUCCGUGGCACACACCAGAUUUAGCAGCGAACACAAAUCCAUCUACCCAGCGAAGCUUCCCGGAAGAUGAAGGCUCCAACAGCCGGGUGGACGAUGAGACGGUGACAUCCAGUAGCUCCGACACCGGUGGCCUGUCUGUCUCGUCGGGUAGCGCGUCCUCGACGCCACCAAGCGUACCAUCGCCUCAGCAUCAACAUCAAACCAAACCUCAGCAGCAGCAGCAACCACAACAGCAGCGACAUCGAACGAUCAACUCGAUGAACCUGAACCCGACCACGCCGGCGAUGGUGGUGAAACCGGUCGACGAGCACCGGAAGUUGCUGAAGAGCACCGGGCCCAUCCUGAACUACGUCUUCGAUUCGCAUCCACCGUAUUACAAGUCCAACUACUACAACACGCGAUACGGUCCACAUUUUGAAACGGACAACGUCACCAAUAUCACCGUGCAGAAUGGUGACGAUUUAUUUCUAAGCUGUAGGAUAAGUUUGCUGCAGGAUAAAACGGUAUCCUGGGUUCGACGGAAACACGGCGAAACGGACCUGCAGCUGCUGACCGUGGGGAAGCAGACGUACUCCGGGGAUUCUCGGUACACGAUCGAGUUCCAGUAUCCGAACAACUGGCGGCUAAAGAUUGCCGCGGCCAACAAGAACGACGAGGGUGUGUACGAGUGCCAGAUAUCGACGCAUCCACCCAAAGUGAUAAUAUACAAUCUGCACGUGAAUGCGCCUGAGGUCCUGAUCGUAGAUGAAGAGGGAGAACCACUGUACGAUAAGUAUUAUGAAGUUGGCUCAACGAUAAAACUGAUGUGCCGAAUACGGCACAUGUCGAUGCUGCGAUCCGCCGUCUACUGGAUUCACAACGAGAACAUAUUGAACCACGAUGUCCUGAGGGGCGGUAUCAGCGUCAAGACGAACCUCACCAACAUCGGUGCCAACUCAACGCUGUUCGUGGCCAAAGUGAACAAACAGGACUCGGGCAGCUACACUUGUUCAAUUGGACCAAAUCAGCACUAUAGCAUCUCCGUACACGUCCUGAACGGUACCGCCAACCCGUACGGAAUUUAUCAACGAUCGUGUGCCUUCUCAGUACUGCUCGAAGCAGUCGACUUGAAAUUCAUCCUGAAGCAACUACUCUUCCUGCUGCUGAAGUGCUGCCUCGACAGAUAGCACCACCCACUCCCACUUCUCCUCCCAGUCGUCGUCGCCAGCGUUGCCAUCAGCAGCGGAGGUGUGCCGUUGUUUAUGUUGCAAACUAGUUUGCACCGGAGCGGAUAAGCGGCGGAGAGAUACCUACUAGGAAAACUGCAUUCGCAGCACUAGAGCGUAGAUAAGUAAUGGGGUGAAAUCUUGUACACUGCGGGAAAACGAAUGGGAAUCGGGAAUAGAUGUGAUGCGAGAGCAUCAGAGCAAAAAACAGUUGUACCAUAGUUAAAACAAAGAAAGAAAAAAAAGAAAACGCAUGUCUAUCUGUUGUGGCAACGAUGCGAAUGCGAUCGGAAAUAGCUCCAAACUCUUCUGAACAUAUGGGCGAAAAGUAGAUAAAUAUCUUUUUACGUUGAUGUUACCUUGUUUGAUGGACUGUUUCUAGGUUAGUUAUUUUUAUACAAUGAACGGAAUUAUGUGUGCAAAGAGGGAUUCAAUUGAAAAACAGUAUUUUUGUAUAAGUGGAAGUUUAGACGAGAUAUAUAUAUUUUCGUUUUCGAAAAAAUGAGAGAAAAAAAUCGUGUUAGAUAUGUGAAAUGAAGAAAUGAAAUAAAAUACUAUCGUAUUAUGUAACAUGAUCAUAAAAGAAGAAACAAACAAACAAACAAAAAAAAACAAAUACAGCGAGUGUAUCUCCUAACAAUAUUCUAUAGCAAGUAUAAAUACUUCAGAUUAAACAAAUAGAACGAACAUAACACAAGAUGGAACCACUUGUAAUAUAAGUAUAGCAAAAUGACAGAAAACAAAACGCAGCGAAAUACAACAUAUUUUGGGAGAAUAAACUGAUGAAGU